This is a messenger RNA of Macroventuria anomochaeta, 3042 nucleotides long. RefSeq names its product vacuolar protein sorting-associated protein 11. The record is from RefSeq and is a predicted model, not a curated record. NCBI's taxonomy places the organism in Eukaryota, Fungi, Ascomycota, Dothideomycetes, Pleosporales, Didymellaceae. Gene Ontology annotation, cellular component: endosome; HOPS complex. Gene Ontology annotation, biological process: vesicle-mediated transport; vacuole organization; endosome organization. The transcript has 4 exons. Bases 303 to 3005 code for a protein of 900 amino acids. Gene Ontology annotation, molecular function: protein-macromolecule adaptor activity; protein binding.
AUCAACAGCAGCACAAUGGACCGGUAGCAGAAUGGCUGUGACUCCGUGGCAAUUCAAGUUCUUCGAUGUCUCGCAAGUGAAGCUCCCGGACGACGAGAGCGCGUUCCUCGCCGAGGUAUGCCACCCGUAUCCACCGCGAACAGAGCCCUUCUCACCCAUCGCAGCCUGGGAACACUACUUGCAUCGUCUCCGGCUCCGAGAGCAUUUUCAUUGGUAGCGCCGAUGGCGUCGUCCGCAUCCUGUCGCAGGCCUUCAAGGUCGUGCGCGCAUUCCAGGCACACGAUGCCGGCGCAAUCACCUACAUGAAGCAGAUCGAGGGUACGGCGCUGCUCGUCACACUAGCGGAAGACCUUUCCAACGAACCGGUGCUGAAGGUGUGGGCUUUGGACAAGCUAGAGAAGAAGACAGGCAUUCCACGAUGUCAGAGCACACUUCAGAUCCAGAAUGGGCGCAAACAGUUCCCCAUAUCUGCUUUCGCUGCCCUCGACGAUCUAUCACAGCUUGCUGUAGGAUUCGCAAAUGGAGCUGUCACAGUUGUUAGGGGCGACCUCAUCCACGACCGAGGAGCGAGACAGCGGACUGUCUUCGAAUCUGAGGAGCCUAUCACCGGUAUCGAGUUCAGAGAAGGAAACAUCACGACCCUGUACAUCGCCACGACUGCACGUAUCAUGACCCUCGUAAUAUCAGGUCGAGGACAGGGACAGCCUGCGAAAUCCCUGGACGAGUACGGCUGUGGGAGAGAUUGCAUAGCCGUGGAUAAGACCACACGGGACGUCGUUGUUGGGAGGAACGAUGCCAUCUACUAUUAUGGUCAGCAUGGCAGAGGCCCACCAUACACGUAUGAAGGCGAGAAGAAGAAGAUUUCGACAUACAAGGACUAUGUUGUAAUCGUGGCCCCACCAAAGUCAAAUGCAAUGCCUAGGUCGAACCCGUUAAGGACUUUCGGUAUUGGUGCCACCGACGAUGCCUUUAACACGUCGACCUUCACACUACUAAACACUGAGUUGCGAUAUGUAGCGCAUCAGGAACAGUUGACAUCAGAAGUGCAGUACAUUAUAUCUGAGUGGGGUGACCUUUUUGUUUUUACGAUUGAUGGCAAGGUCUUCAGAUAUCACGAAAAGCCAUUUGCACAAAAGCUUGAUAUUCUCUACCAGCGGAAUCUCUACGUCUUGGCGAUAAACCUGGCUCAGAAAGCUGGUCUAGACGCUUCACAGCAGAACGUUAUACUUAGGAAGUUUGGCGACUACCUGUACUCAAAGCAGGACUACGACACAGCUAUGCAGCAGUACCUGAAAGCCAUUGAUAACACCGAGCCUUCGCAGGUUAUACGCAAGUUCUUGGAUACGCAAAGAAUACACAACUUGAUCGAGUACUUGGAGGAGCUUCACGACCACCACAAAGCAACUUCAGAUCACACAACGCUAUUGCUGAAUUGCUACGCGAAGCUCAAGGAUGUUGACAAACUGGAAGAGUUCAUCAAGUCGCCGGAUGACUUGAAGUUCGACCUGGAUACUGCCAUAUCCAUGUGCCGCCAAGGAGGCUACUACGACCAGGCUGCUUUCCUAGCCCGCAAGCAUGGCGAACAUGAGCUUGUAGUUGACGUCCUUAUCGAAGACUCGAAACGAUAUGCGGAAGCGUUAGCUUACAUUUGGCGUCUAGAGCCUGAGGUUGCUUACUUCAAUCUCAUGAAGUAUGCCACUGUUUUGCUCCAACAAAUACCCAAGGACACGACAAAGCUGUUCAUCGACUACUACACAGCGGAUUUCCGGCCCAAAAAGGAUGCCAUUGUAAUACCGAACGCCCCUUCAUCAGGUGGCGGGAUGGGCAUAGGACUUGGUGUGGCCUCAAGCGCGGUACAGAAUCUGGCUGCACUAUUACCGUUGCCAUACAUGAACACUAGUACGCUCGCAUCACCACCUACGGGCGAACAGAAGAGCACAAUGAGCCAGGCGCAAAUCAUCGAACAAGUUUCAGACCAACCUGCACCUGAGUACAAGGUGCCCAAACCACGAACAGCUUUUUCAGCAUUCGUAGACCAUCCCCAGGAAUUCAUCGUGUUCCUCGAGGCCUGUAUCAAGUCUGACAGCCUACGAGAGGACGAUAAGGUUGAUCUCUACACAACAUUGUUCGAGAUGUACUUGCAUACUGCGUCCUCCAAGAAGGACGGCGAGCGACAGGCAUGGGAAAACAAGGCCAAGAAGCUUGUCGAGGGCAAGGAUAUACCCAUUGACACAUCGAACGUCCUGUUGCUUUCUCAUCUCUCCAACUUCCGUGAUGGCGCGAUACUCGUUCGCGAGCAGCAAGGACUCCACUUCGACAUCUUCCGCAGUUAUACCGCUGCAAACGACACACAAGGCGCCAUUCGUGCUCUGCGCAAGUAUGGCCCGGAGGAGCCAGCUCUGUACCCUGCUGCACUUGCUUACUUCACAUCUUCGCCCGAGAUCCUCACCGAAGCCGGGGACGAGCUUGACUCGGUUUUGAAGAAGAUCGACGAAGACGGGCUCAUGGCGCCGCUGCAAGUCAUACAAACCCUCUCAACAAACGGUGUUGCUACAAUGGGCAUGAUCAAAUCCUACCUGAGCACGACCAUUGAGCGCGAACGCGUUGAAAUUGCAACAAACAGGCGCACCAUCGAAACCUUCCGUGCAGAUACGGAAACAAAGAAGACCGAGCUUCAGAAUCUCAAUACGAAACCUGUGGUCUUCCAAGCAGCGCGCUGCAAGGUGUGCAAUAAGGCUUUGGAGUUGCCAGUUGUACAUUUCCUGUGCAAGCACAGCUUCCACCAGAGUUGUCUAAGCACGGAUGAGGAUGUCAGAGAUGCUGAAGUCGAGUGUCCGGUUUGUAGUGGGCAGAAUGCGACGGUCAAGGCAAUUAGACGCGCGCAGAUCGAGAGUGCUGAUAGACAUGAUUUGUUUUCUGAUGCAUUGCGCAGGAGUAGGGAUGGGUUUGCUGUCAUCAGCGAGUGGUUUGGUAGGGGUGUGAUGGGUGUUGAAGGGAAGGACUAGACCCUAGUAUGACAUAGCAGAAUCGGUGUACCUCUGA